Molecule: messenger RNA, 4383 nt
Organism: Egretta garzetta (little egret)
Lineage: Eukaryota; Metazoa; Chordata; Aves; Pelecaniformes; Ardeidae
Gene: MROH1
Product: maestro heat like repeat family member 1
Exons: 33
Coding region: 511-4383 (1290 amino acids)
Cellular component (GO): cytoplasm
Source: RefSeq, a predicted model, not a curated record
ACCCAGGGGCUCGCUAACAGGGCACCCGCCUCGGGCUCGUCUUCCCCAAAUCUGUGGUCGGGAAUUCCUCGCGUCACCCUAGGGGAUGGUUUAGCUUCUGAAGUUUGUUUCGCUGCUCUUAAACGCCCUCCCUGUUUGCAGGUCACAAAAAGACGCGGAGGGGAGCAGAACCCCGGGAUGCGCUCCCUCCGGCUCCGACCUCUAUAGGGACGCUCUCGGGGACCGAUGGAAGCGCAGCGCCUGCUGCCUGCCGGCCUCUCGGAAGCAGAGCUCGGGCAGGCGCUUACCUGCCUGCAAGGAACUGGUGUUUCACCAUCCCCACGGCUGCCGAAGAGCAUCUCCUCCGCCUCGCUGCGCCCAGCGUUGGCUUUCUGACCCCGACCAGAACCUCAGUCUUCUCCCCGCAAGUAAAGGCAGCGUGUAAAAAUAGGUUCCCCAGGGAUCCCCGGGUUGGAGACAGAGGAAGCUGCCAACUGCCUUCUGCUGGUGGGGAAGCUGAAAACGCGGAGCAUGACGGAGUCACGGAUAAAACGGCUUGCUACGACGUUGAUGGAUGCCACGACAGAUAAGGACCCGCUCGUCCAGGAGCAGAUCUACAAUGCUUUGUGCUACCUGGGGGAGUCUGAGCCAGAGGAGAUCCUCAACUCCUGUGACGAGUACCUUCGGCUGCACGACAAGCUGGCCUACCCUCACCGGGUGAUCAUCCUGAAGGCCAUGGAAACUGUGGUGAAGAACAACAUUACCCUCUUGGACAAAAGCACGGCCAAGGUCGUUAUCUUCCUGGCAUCUAAUGAAAUGACCAAGUCAAAGCUAAAUAAAAUUGGGCUGCUGAGAAGGACCUGGCCAGGCGAGCGGGUGUUAGAGAGGAAGGAGCGCGGUGCCUUGAGGGGCUGCUCGUCCACGUGGGGAAAAGAUGUUGUGGCGGUGGGGCAGCGCUUCAUCAACAAGGGGAUGGAGGAGGGGCUCACCAAGGUUCAGCCGGGGAUCCUGCCGCACUACUUCGUCAUGCAGACGUUUGCGAACCUCUCCGUGUCGAACGUGUUCGGAAUGGUGCCUUUUCUCAACUCCAUCCUUGGGACCAUGCUGCCCAUGCUGGGAAUGGCCAAACAGGACCACAUGAAGGCCGUCUUCUGCUACGCUCUGCAGCACUUCAGUGAGAGCAUCCAGGAGUACCUGGCAAACUUGGACAAGGCCCCGGACCCCACGGUCAGGAAGGACACCUUCUCAAAUGAGAUCUUCAGUGCCUACGAAGUGCUCUUCAACAGCUGGCUGCAGCACCGGGAAGCCAAGCUGAGGCUGGCCGUGGUGGAGGCGAUGGGACCUAUGAGUUACCUGAUGCCCAGCGAAAAGCUGGAGGAGCAGCUCCCUAAACUGAUUCCAGGCAUCCUCGCCCUCUACAAGAAGCACGCGGAGGCCUUCUACAUAUCCAAGAGCCUCUGCCAGAUCCUGGAAGCUUCCGUCAACAUCGGCAGCCGCAGCCUUGACGUGCAGCUGGACUCUCUCCUGGGCACCCUGCACCCCCAGAUUUGUGCUCCUGCAGAUCCAUCUGUCCCCCUGACUGUUAAAAACCACACUGAGGUUCUCCGGUGCUUCACCGUCCUGGCCUGCUCGUUCCCUGACCGCGUGCUGGCCUUCCUCCUUCCGAAGCUGGAGAGCAGCAACGAGAGGACCCGUGUGGGGACGCUCCUCAUCAUGAGACAGAUCAUCAACAGUGCCCCCUCUCAAAUGGAGAUUAAAAAGCCCUUCAUUCUUUCGUCUAUGAAACUUCCCCUGCAAGACAGCAACAAUAAGGUGAAGCGGGCGCUGGUGCAGGUGAUCAGCGCCAUGGCGCACCACGGCUACCUGGAGCAGCCCGGCGGGGAGGCAAUGAUGGAGUUCCUCGUCCGCCAGUGCGCCCUUCCCUCGGAUGCGGUAAGCACGCCCAGCCGGGCUCUUGCCGGGUGCCCUGUGCCAGCAGGCAGGGCGAGGGCCAUGCUCCCCUUCUCCCGGCAGGUUCUGUGGCCGUACCUCCUGGAGUUUGUCACCCCGAUACAGUUCACCAACGCCCUGACCCCGCUCUGCAAGAGCCUCAUGUGUUUGGCCACGAAGAAGCAAGAGGAGGGAGAAAACGCGUCCCUUGUCCGUUACGACCUGAACGCCAAUCUUCCUUCGCCCUACGCUCUAACCACGCGGCUGCUGGUUGUAUCUUCGCAGCCGUACGCAGGAGACUGCCGGGGGCCGGCUGCCCUGCGGCUGCUGAACGCGUUGCAUUACAGCGUCCACCCCGCGCUGGACCAGCUUUGGAGCAAGCGGGUCCCUCUCCUGGUGGAGCACAUAGAAGAGAACACGGAGAAGUCCCUGUCCCAGAAGGAGUGGGAAGAGAAGCUGCUGCUGUUCCUCCAGGAGACGCUGGCGGCCAUUUCUGACAGCACGUGGAUUUGCCAUUUUGUCACGGAGAUGUGCAGGCAGCUGAACAGCUACAACGGCUUCCCGCUGGAGAAGAACUUCCUGUAUAAAUGCAUCGGAACAACGCUUGGGGCGUGCACCAGCAAAGACCUCGUGCAAAAGCAGCUCCAGGAGCUCCUGGAAACAGCCAGAUACCACGAGGAGGCAGAAAGGGAGGGGCUUGCUUCCUGCUUUGGGAUAUGUGCAAUAAAUCACCUGGAGGAAACCCUGGCCAAGCUGGAAGACUUUGUCAGGUCUGAUGUCUUCAAGAAAUCUGUGGGGCUGUUCAGUAUCUUCAAGGACCGUAGCGACAACGAAGUGGAGAAAAUCAAGAGCACUCUGAUCCUCUGCUACGGAUACGUGGCUAUGUACGCUCCCAAGGAGCUGGUGCUGUCCAGGAUCGAAGCAGACAUCCUGAAGAAUAUCUUCCAGUACUUCAACACCAAGGUUCUGGGAAUAAAGGUAGAAACCAAGGACCUCACCCUGAAGCUGUGCCUCAUCCGGAGCAUCUGCAUGAUCAGCCAAGCCAUCUACAACGGUGUGAAGUGCGGGGACUUCAUCUUCUCCCGCAAAGCUGAGCUUGUGGCCCAGAUGGUGGAGUUCAUAAAAGCAGAACCACUGGAGGCGAUGCGGACGCCGGUUCGCCAGCGGGCGAUGAUCACCUGCACUUACCUGGUCAUCCUGGAGCCCCACCUCAGCGACCCCGACAGGAUCUUUCCUCCACAGAUGCUGUACAAUGACACCAUCAGUGCCCUUAAAGACCUGCUGAAGAGCCUCCUGCGGAGGAACUUGACCCCCCAUGGGCUGCAGGACAUGUUUGCGCACUUGGGCCCCUGGAUCAAGUCUAGCAAGGAACACGAGCGGCAGCGAGCCGUGGAGGUCAGCGCCGCCUUGCUGGACUUCUACCUGAGCAAGCUGAACGUCAGUACUGUCAUCCCCUUCUACAACCUCGGCGUCCUGAUUGCACUCUUCUCCCCGCGCUGCUCGGACUCCCUGGCCAGCGUUCGCCAGCACGCCGUCGACUGCGUCUACUGCCUGCUCUACAUCCAGCUCUGCUAUGAAGGCUUUGCCCGGGAUCACAGAGAUGAGAUGGUGGAGGGGCUGAAAGCCCUGAAGAAAGGCCUGGAGGAGCCUGACUUCACCGUUCUCUUCCAUACCUGCAACAACAUCGCCAUGGUGAUCGGGAAGCGCGUCCCUCCGGACCAGCUGAUGAGCCUGCUGCUCGCCAUGUUCGAGGGGCUGGCGGACCCCGAUAAGAACUGUUCCCGAGCGGCCACUGUCAUGAUCAACUCCCUCCUCAAGGAGCGCGGAGGCGUCUUGCAGGAGAAGGUGCCCGACAUCAUGAGCAUCAUCCACAGCAAGCUGGAGGAGGUGGACGAGGAGCACAUCCGGAAGGCGGCCCAGCAGACGGUUUACAUCCUGGCCUCCCAGCACAAAAGCGUGGUGGUGUCCAGCCUGCUGGGGAGCCCGCUGCCCUUUGACAGCCACACCUGCACCAUGUGGAGGUCCCUGGCCACCGAGCCCACCCUCACCUCGCAGAUCCUGGAGCAGCUCCUGGAGAAGGUGAACAGGGAUGUCCCGUACAAGGAGAGCAAGUGCUUCCUGCUGGGCAGCGGAUCCGAACGCAUCGCAACCCCUCUGCCCCUGGCCGCCACAUGUGCUUUGUAUGAGAUCAUGUCUGCUCCGGAGUCUGGGGCAGCGGUGCUGGGACUCUACCCGCCGUUGUUUGUGACUCUCCUGCUGCGCGUCAGCUGCACCGUGGGUGUUCAGCUACCGAAGAACCUGCAGAGCAGGGAGAGGAGGAGCAGCAGCAGCCACGGCCUGGCCCCCCCGAGCCCCCCUCUUUUUCCGGGGCGCUGGGCGGCCGGCGCGCAGGGAACCCCCCCGCCUGCCAUGUGGAACUCAUUUCUGGUUGUCCAAACACCGCAGCGUGCGCUGCGCCGGAGGGCUGGGCGAUAG